AUGAUUUCCUGUCCAGUGGUGACACAGGAGGUCCAGUUGGAACCAAUGAGUGCAACAGUGCUGCAAGGUUCUGAUGUACGAUUCAAUGCCAACGUGCAGGGAGUGUGGCAGGUCAUGACCUGGCAGGUCCGAGGGUUGCUCGUCCUUACCGUCCGUGCAUCUGGGGAAAUAAUCCCAUCGUCGGAGCAGUUCGCUGCCAGAUUCUGCUCCAGUGGUGUCACGAGUUGUGUGGAGUUCUCUAUACAUAAUGUCACCCGCAGAGACACUGGGCCAGUUAUCUGCACCGUGCAAGGAGACUACACACCUAAGACGGCGCAGCUGAACGUUCAAGAGAGUGGGACAGUCAGCAUCAUGGGAAGUAACGUUACUGUGAAGCAGGAUCAGCAGGUUGAGUUUCAGUGUGUCACAGCAGCUUGGUUCCCCACACCGACUGUCACCUGGAGCCAAAAUGGCCAAGCUGUGGACAGUAGCCUGUACAACACCUCCAGCGUGGCCGAUGAGAAUUACUUCAACUCCAGCAGUGUCCUGAAGUUCCAGGCAGUCAGCAGCGCGACAGUGGAAUGCUUAGCCUCUGUGGCAGCACUAAAAGCCCCACAGUCCAGCUCUGUCUUCAUGGUGGUUGUUCCCAAACCGACUGACUGGACCGUGCUUAUAGCGGUGGUUUCAUCCUUUGGAGGACUUGCACUGCUGGUUUUGCUGAUCCUUGGCAUCCUAUUCUGCUGGAAACGCAGGAAAGAAAAACAACCAAACUACCAAGAUGAAAUGAGCAGGAGAGUGAGGACACAGAGACAGUCAAGAGCAGGUGGACAAAAACAAGGACAAGUCAACCCAUCAUAUGUGCCGGAAGGUCAAACAAGUGUAACUCCCAGUGAACUCACUGACAGCGGCUUUGUUUCCAGCACCCUGGAGAUGCCUGAUAUUGUGAACAGUAACCGGGCAGGAGAUGUGGAUGAAUCGGGCUUCAGGAGACACAGACACGUCACCAUUGUAUAACCACCGGCAGAGGACCGAGCAGUCUGCACAUGUCUGGAGGCCUGUGGGCAUGAAUUCACACAGCACCUUAAAGCUUGUCUGCUCUAGUGUCUCAAGUCUGCCCAGAUCAAAAACUGACCUGCUGUUGGCUAAAGGGAUGAUGGGAAAUAUCAUGAAAAUAAUUUU
Melanotaenia boesemani (Boeseman's rainbowfish) is the source of this 1158-nucleotide messenger RNA. It is a transcript of the gene igsf5a, whose product is annotated as immunoglobulin superfamily, member 5a. The transcript is spliced from 7 exons. Gene Ontology annotation, biological process: cell-cell adhesion. The coding region runs from base 1 to 993 and encodes 330 amino acids. NCBI's taxonomy places the organism in Eukaryota, Metazoa, Chordata, Actinopteri, Atheriniformes, Melanotaeniidae. The record is from RefSeq and is a predicted model, not a curated record.